CUCGCGUGAACUGACAUGGAGGCCAUCAACACGGAAGUACACAUUGUGCUACAGUUUACAAGAAUAAUAGUGCAGUGAUUUGCCAAUGAAUUCUGUCAUGGGGCUCGGAAAAUUGGUGACACAGUGCAUAUGUGCAAGGGAAUCCAUAGAAAUUGAAGGUCAUCGCUAUUCAGUUCUUGAACGGCUUGCAGAAGGUGGCUACAGCUUGGUUGAUCUAGUGAAAGACAAGGCCUCAUACAGAGAGUUUGCAUUAAAACGAAUACAGUGCCAUUCAAAGGAAGAUGAGAGAAAUACACUUAAAGAGGUUGAAUAUCAUAAACAGUUCCGUCACAAGAAUUUGUGUGGAUGUGAGGGGAGUCAACUUAAAAAAUUAAGGAACCAAAAUCCUGGUGCUGCUUUUAACACCGGACCAAUCAGUGAAAUGCUUAUUGUCUUACCAUUUUUCAAGCGUGGGACGUUACAAGAUGAAAUCAGCCUUAGACAACACAAAAUGGAGUACAUUCCAGAGAAAAGAGUGAUUCAGUUAUUCCUUGGUAUAUGUGAAGGUCUUAGGGAGUUACACAGUCAUAAUAUUGCACAUAGAGAUAUUAAGCCAGGGAAUGUUCUUCUGUCUGAGACUGACACUCCUGUCCUUAUGGACUUUGGGUCUAUGGAUGUGGCUAGAGUGGAUAUUAAGACAGCCUCUGAAGCACUAGCAUUACAAGAUAAAGCUUCAAUGACUUGCACAAUGCCCUAUAGAGCUCCAGAGCUGUUUAAUGUGGAACGACAGACCACAAUUGAUGAGCGUGUUGAUAUUUGGUCAUUAGGGGGUACAGUUUAUGCUAUGAUGUACCUUGAGGGACCAUUUGAGAAAAUUCAUCAACGAGGGGACAGUGUGGCUUUAGCAGUGCUCGGCUGCAACAUUAGAUACCCAGAAGAACAGACUCAAUAUUCCUCUUCAUUGGUUGACCUGAUAAAGUCACUUCUAGCGGUUGACCCAACCCAGAGGCCAUACAUAGACUGGGUGCUACAACGAUUAGACAAUGUCUCAAAAAACUCCAAUAACUGUAACACGAAGUCAGCAACCAAUGUGAUUUGAUCGCUUUGAUAGAGGCCAUACAUAGACUGGGUGUUCAGACAAUAUCUCAGUUAAAGGAAUUCUAGGUGAUAAAAAUAUUGCUUCUUGGGCAAGAUCAAAUGACUUUAACAUAUUCUUUACCCAACCUAUUUUGUAAUUUAACAAUCAACACAAGUGUACAUACCAU
Molecule: messenger RNA, 1244 nt
Organism: Owenia fusiformis
Lineage: Eukaryota; Metazoa; Annelida; Polychaeta; Sabellida; Oweniidae
Source: the annotation of a GenBank genome assembly